CCGAUGACAAAGGGGGGUGGUGGCGCGCGAGUGUGGGAGCGCCGGAGGAUUUUUGCAACUGCGUGUUUUUCCUCUCUGCCGUGGCGCUCUGUCCAAAAGGGCAUUCGCUUCUCGCUGCUGGCUGUGCACCCUGGCGAAUGGAGAAAGAAAAAAAAGUUGCUUGUUUUUGUUUCGCGUGUCACUAGAAAACCCCUUCCGCGGAAGGAAUAAAAACGAGCUCCCCCGGAUUAUCGAACCCGCACAGGUGAAAAGUACGAUUUAAUUGCGUCUACGACGGGCACGAAACGAAAACCUGCUGGAGGAAACGACGACGACGGCAAGAUGUCCUAUCGGAUUUUGCGGAAGCUGCAGUCCGGCAAUGAGCUGGAAAUUAAGGAACCCAUCGACGAGGUGUCCGACGGAGCCGACGCGGAUUACGACACCAACAGCAUUGGCAGCACCACCCGGAAGAAGAUCAACAAUCGGUUCGAUUUGCUAAACCAGCAGCAGUCCCUGUCGGAGAGCGAAGUCAAGGAGGACGACAACGACGAAACGGAGCGGGACGCCCACCAGAACCCGAACCUGGCCGAGACGAAGCGGCGCAAAAAGAAGAAGAAGAAGAAGACGGGCAAGUACAUGUCCAGCUCGGCACGGCGCAGCAGCGAGGACAACGCGGACGCCGAGGACGACUUUACGCGCACCGUCAAGGAGGUCGACAAGCUGUUCGGUGACUAUGAAAAGUCGGAGAAUAGCCCUGCGGUGGCGAACAGUGGCACGUCGGGGAUUUUGACCAAGUCGCUGCUUUCGGUGCAGCACAAAAAUCUGAAUCCGCAGUACGAGAUGAAGCGCAUGUUUGGGAGUAAGGUGGUCGCCGAUCAGCAGAACAAACGUCGCAACAACCGUGGGGCACCGCGCAUUCUCAAGUCGACGUACUUGGUCAACCCGAAGGACAACUGGCCACCGGUGGGAAAGUCCGGCAUCUACAUGAACUUGGUGCAGGCACCGGAGCAGCCACUUGGGGGAAGUGGUGCAAAGACGGUUGAGAAGAACGCGGUUUAUUUCGCGUUUGAGCACAGUCCGUCGUACCGGUUAAUUCAGCAAAAGUUCUUGCAAGCGGUUGAGAGUAUGGACUCGGACAACAUCAUCAAGAUCAUCAACCAGCAUCCGUACCACGUGGACUCGUUGAUUCAGCUGAGCGAGCUGUGCAAGAUGUCCGAGGAUCACGCGAUGGCAUCUGAGCUGAUUGACCAUGCGUUGUUUGCGUUGGAGUCUUCAUUCCACACGAUGUUUAGCCUGACUCAGGGCAAUUGUCGGCUGGAUUAUCGUAGGCAGGAGAAUCGAGCGUUGUUCGUGACCCUCUUCAAGCACUCACAAUAUCUGGAAUCACGCGCCUGCUCCCGGACAGCCCUCGAAGUGGCCAAACUGAUUCUUACCUUCGAUCCGGUCAGCGAUCCGCUCGCGAUCAUCCUGAUCGUCGAUUACUACGCAAUUCGCGCCAAACAGUACGAAUGGCUGGUUCAGCUGUACGACGAGUGGGAAGCGACCAACAAUCUGUCCCAACUCCCCAACAUGGCGUACUCUUACGCGUUGGCCCUCUUCCACCUGAAGCGGACGGACGCGGCUGACCGGGCCCUGCAGUACGCACUGCUCAUGUUCCCGGCCGUGCUGCGAAUGCUGCUGGACGAGCUGUCCAUUCAGCCGGACCCGCGCGUCACCGGACACUCGUACUUUGGACCGGCCACGUACGACAAGGCCACCGUUGCACUGCAACAGCUCACCUCGAUGUACGUCUGCCGGUCGAAGCUGGUCUGGCGCGACGCGGAGAUACUGCCGUGGCUCGAGCGGAACGUUACGGCCGUGCUGGAUCGGGUCGAUGCCAAGGAUGACAUUGUUGCGGAAUAUACCGCCAAGCGGAAUCAGAGGUACAUGAACCCGCCACGCGCCAUCCUGCGACACAUCGUACUGUCCGACUUUAAGGAGAAGGUCCCGCUGGCCCAGUUCAUCAAGAAGGAGACGGAACCGGUGUUGAUGUACGACCCGCUGCCCCCGCUGGACUCGAUCAACAUUUACACUAGACCCGCCAUCAGCCCCACGACCCGAACGAUGAUCAACGCGUCCCCGUUCUCGAUGUUUUUCCAGUCACUCCUGCCCAGCUUCAGCCUUCAGCAACCGGGAGGAGCCGGAGUUGGCCACCAGCUGCAGCAACAGCGAAACCGCGAAGCCGGUGAAGGUCCGGCGAAUGCUGCCGUCGCAGCCGCAGCCGCCGCCGCCGCUGCUGGAGCUGGGGCAGCAGCCGCCGCGGGAGACGGAGCGAUUGCCGGCCUGCAGGCGUACACCAACUCGCUCAACUCGAUCGUCGAUGCGAUGCGGGACUUUUUGUCGGACAUUCGAGUGCUGGAACGGCCGAACGAUGCCGACGUGGACGAUGACGACGGGUCGGAGGAUGAGGACGAGCAGAACAAUUAUCUGACGUAAGCUGGGUCGGGCGUUGGGGAGGCCCUGGUAAGUGUGGAUUGAGUUUAUUGUUUAUUUAUUUUUUUGUUUUAUUUGCCCAAGGCUGCGGGAGCGAAAUGAGAUGUGAUUUCAAGAUUCUUGUACUAUCAUCACACAGACACAGUUACAAAACACGAGAGAAGAAAAAAAAUCAAAAUUUUGUUUAGGACGUAGGUUUGUUUUUGCUCACUUAUUUUGAUAAUGCAAGCGAUAUUUUUUUUGUACUGAUGAUGUUGUCUUUGGAGUAAAAUAUAUAUUAAAAGCUA
Culex pipiens pallens (northern house mosquito) is the source of this 2738-nucleotide messenger RNA. RefSeq names its product transcription factor 25 (gene Nulp1). The record is from RefSeq and is a predicted model, not a curated record. Gene Ontology annotation, cellular component: RQC complex. The transcript has 4 exons. Bases 322 to 2454 code for a protein of 710 amino acids. Lineage: Eukaryota; Metazoa; Arthropoda; Insecta; Diptera; Culicidae.